Pararge aegeria (speckled wood butterfly) is the source of this 2720-nucleotide messenger RNA. It is a transcript of the gene Graf, whose product is annotated as rho GTPase-activating protein 26. Bases 386 to 2557 code for a protein of 723 amino acids. Gene Ontology annotation, molecular function: protein binding; GTPase activator activity. The record is from RefSeq and is a predicted model, not a curated record. Lineage: Eukaryota; Metazoa; Arthropoda; Insecta; Lepidoptera; Nymphalidae. Gene Ontology annotation, biological process: signal transduction. The transcript is spliced from 14 exons. Gene Ontology annotation, cellular component: cytoplasm.
AUUAAACACAAAAAACAUCGCUCGAGUUAAAUUCGAUGCAUCGAUGUUUCUGAAUUAAGUCAAUGUGUUGUCGCCACCCUAUGCAUGUGACAGUUCGCAUAGAGUAGGUAGAUAAGUCAUAUUUUUAAUAGUUAUCUGGCGACUACAACCACAGACCACUGUCCAGUAAAUAAAUACUACAACUACAUUUUCAAUGUGACAGUAACAUAGUACAUAUCAGUCUUUCGCUUUACAUAUUCUAAAAAGAAAAAUAGGUGUUAACUUAGUGUAGAUUUUACUAAAGGUGUAUGUGAGUGGCGCGUAAGUGUCGUGUGCGUGACGUCACCGCAGAGCUAGGUGCAGGCGCGAUGUCGCAGGGUCGGUGAAAGUCCCGCACGAGAGCGCGAUGGGCGUGGGCCUGCAGCCGCUGGAGUUCACGGAGUGCUUGGCGGACAGCCCGCACUUCCGCGAGAACCUGCAGCGCCACGAGAAGGAGCUGGAGCGCACCAGCCAGCAGAUCAAGCGGCUCAUCAAGGAGGUCAAGGAUGUGGUGCAAGCCGCCAAACGUCUGGGCGCGGCGCAGCUGGCGCUGGCGGCCAGCAUGGAGCAGUUCGAGUUCGCAUGCAUCGGCGCCUCCACCACGGAGGACGAGCGCGUCAUCGGCCGCUCGCUGCACCACUUCGCGCAGCUCAUCCGCACCGUGGAGGACGAGCGCGACCGCAUGCUCGGCCGCGCGCACGAGCAGAUCAUCCAGCCGCUGGAGCGCUUCCGGAAGGACCACAUCGGCGCUGUCAAGGAGGGCAAGAAGAAGUUCGAUAAGAAGACUGCCAAGUUUUGCCAGAGCCAAGAGCGGACUUUGUCGCUGUCAACUAAGAAGCCGGAGACGGUGUUUCAAGAGGCGGACGCCGCCAUGGACAUGGCGGAGCGCGACUUCUGCCAGGCGUCGCUGGAGUACGUGUUCCAGCUGCAGGCCGUGCAGGAGCGCAAGAAGUUCGAGCUGGUGGAGACGCUGCUGGGCUUCGUGUUCGGCUGGUGGACCUUCCACCACACGGCGCACGACGUGCACGCCGACGCCGAGCCGCUCGUGCGCGACUUGCAGCUGCGCAUCCAGCGGACGCGGAGCAACUUCGAGGAGACCAGCAAGCAGACCGAGUCGCUCAUGAAGAAGAUGAUGGAGGUGAGGCAGAUGCCCGCCGCGGCCGCGGAGCCGGGCGAGGCGGGCGGCGGCGUGGCGCGCGCCGGAUACCUGUUCCUGAUGGAGAAGAAGGCGUUCGGCACCACGUGGAGCAAGCACUACUGCAGCUACGAGCGGGGCUCGCGCGUGCUCUCGCUGAUGCCCUUCAACCAGAUCAACGUGAAAACCGCGGGCGGCGCGGAGGCCGUGCCGCUGGCGGGCGCGCGCGCGGCGCCCGAGCUGGAGCGGCGCUUCUGCUGGGAGGCCGCGCCCGCCGACGAGCGCGCGCCGCUCGCGCUGCAGGCGCUGGGCGAGCGGGACCGCGCCGCCUGGCUGCGCGCGCUGCACGCGGCGCCGCCCGCCGCGCCGCCGCGUGGCGCGCCCGACGCGCCCGAGGCCUGGCCGCUGGACGACGCGGGCUUCGCCUUCGUGCGCCGCCUCAUCGCGGCGCUGGAGGCGCGCGGCCUCGACGAGCAGGGCCUGUACCGGGUGGCCGGCGUGUCGUCGAAGGUGUCGCGGCUGGUGGCGCUGGGCCGCGCGGGCCGGCCGGCGGCGCUGGAGCCGGCCGAGUGGGAGAGCAAGACGCUGGCGUCGGCGCUCAAGGCCUACCUGCGCGCGCUGCCCGAGCCGCUGCUGACGCGCGCGCUGCACGGCGCCUUCCUGCGCGCGGCCAAGAGCGAGCGCGCCGCCCGCCCGCGCGCGCUGCACGCGCUCGUGCACGCGCUGCCGCCGCGCAACCGCGACAUGCUGCACCUCGUGCUGGCGCAUCUGUGCCGAGUGGCCGCGCACAGCGACCGCAACCUCAUGACGGCGUCCAACCUGGCCGUGUGCUUCGGGCCCACGCUGCUGCGCGCCGAGCGAGAGACCGUGGCCUCCAUCCUGGAGCUGAAGUUCUACAACGUGCUGGUGGAGGCGCUGCUGGAGCACUGCGCCGCCGUGUUCAGCGCCGAGCCGCCGCCCGCGCCGCCCGAGCCGCCGCCGCCGCCCGAGCAGCACAACGGCACGGCGGGGCCGUCGCCGGCGAUACCCAUGUCCUCGCGAAAUGAUAUCAGCGUGCCGCUGUGCGCCUACGCGCCGCACCAGCAGCAGCUGCUGCAGCACUUCGCGCGCCCGCCCCGCGCGCCCAGCAGCAGCUCGUCGUCCGUGCGCAGCGCGUCGCCGCCGCCGCGCCCGCAGCCGCCCGCGCCGCACGCGCCGCACGCCCCGCACGCCCCGCACGCGCCGCGCACCUCGCGCGUGCGCACGCUGUACGCCUGCGUGGGCGAGAGCGAGGGCGAGCUGUCCUUCGAGCCCAAUCAGAUCAUCACCAACGUGAGCGCGUCGGCCGAGCCCGGCUGGCUGCGCGGCUCGCUCAACGGCAAGAGCGGUCUCGUGCCGCAGAACUACGUGGAGCCGCUGCCCUAGCCUAGCCGCCUCGCCUGUUGACUAGUGUAUACGUUGUACAGUGUAAAUACAGAGUUGUUGACUAUUUUAACUAUUUAUACUAUAUUAUAUGAAUGUUGUGAAUUUUGUACCAAAUAUACUUUAGUGUAUGUGGAUUUGUAUUAUAAAGCUAUACUAAUUAUUA